CCUUUGGUGAGAAAGCAAAUUCAGAAUUUGGAACAAGUGAGCCAAAUGCAUUUUCUGCUUUCUGCCCUUGAACAGUGAAACAACACAGUAAACAGCCUGUAUACUUUGUUCAUACACAAUGGAGACAAGAUGAAGCCUUGCUUGCUGAGAUUUUAUUUUUGCAGCUGAAUAGUAUUGGCUCUUACAUUGGAUAUAGUUCUGAAAAGCCGAUUUGGUUGGUGUUAUGAGUUCAGUUUAACAGUGCAAUCUGUCCCAUGCUUUUGUUUUGCAGUCAGCGAAGAUACGGCACCUCCCCACAUUCCUCACCAUUUCUUUACUGCGCUUCAAUUUUGAUUUUACCAAGUGCGAACGUUACAAGGAAACAGGAUGUUACUCCUUUCCAGUCAGGCUGGACAUGCGGCCUUUCUGUGAGCAGGAUAAUCUGCCAGAUUCUGAAUAUGAGUAUGAUCUCUUUUCUGUAAUCAUCCACAAAGGAGGCUGUUAUGGAGGGCAUUACCAUGCAUACAUCAAAGAUAUUGAUCAACUGGGCACCUGGUUUUGUCUAGAUGAGCAGAUGACGGUAGUCAACUUACCAAAAGAUUCAACAAAUCAAGACCACUUGCUGGAAUUGGGGGAUCCUGUAGAAAUCCUGAAAGCUAUUUUAGUACAGAUGGGCGUUGAUGGCGUACUGGUAGAUCAAUUGGGCCAAAAAUUGCUGGAGAAAGUUGGUGUUGCAUGGAACAAAAGAUACCGCAAGCAACAUGGACCUUUAAGGAAGUUUCUGGAGAGUCAUCCUGAUGUGUUUCUGCUCAAAGCAGAUGGAACACGAGUUGCUGUAAAACAGGUUGGCCAUGACUGUUCGGGGCAACAGCCCAACAAAUCCAAAAUCAAGAAAGCACAGGCAGAAAAUUGCAAAGCCAGCACCUCGCAUGCUGACAAGACGGAAACACACUCCAAGAUACCAGCUUCUGAAGUACACUGGUUUGAUUUUGAUGAUACCCAAGUACGGCCUAUCCAAGAGAAAGACAUUGAGAAGCAAUUUGAGGGCAAGGAGUGCGCCUACAUGCUGUUUUAUAGAAAAUCUCAACUACAGCGACCAGCAGAGGCUCGAGGAAAUUCGAGAUACAAAGUUCCUCCUGACUUACUGGAAGAGAUAGCCAACCUGGAUGCCAGUCUUCAAAAACAAAGAUGCUCAGCACCCUGACUCUAAUCUGCCAGCAAUGGCUGAACCUUGCUCUCCUCUUCACCUCUCUGGCUGUUUUGAAGUGAAGCCAGUGGACCAUUGUUGGAAGAGUUUUGAGGACACCACUCAGGUAUAGGAAAGUAUUCUGUGCCCUGUCUGCCCAAAUAUCUGGCCUUUCCAUUCACUGAUCUCUGAUUUUGGGUUUAGCCAAUUGAAGUCUGUAAGUUGUGUCCUGAGGGAUGAAUUCCAAAUUUGGGUUGAACACGAAAGUAUAUAAAACAUUACUUUUCUUCAACACGAAAAGCAAUCAUUAGUACUUAGCAUGUGCCAUGUUUCUGCGAAAGGUAACCCUCACAUUUUGAUUGCCUCAGUCUAAAGGAAGCAUAACAUUUCCUUAAAAAAUGUGUUCAUUUCUCAAUUAAACUUUAGUUUUCCUGACUGGAAGCAGCAUCUACUGACAGUGGAUGUUAAUGUUUCAUUUUAAGUACUGGGAAAUGUUAGAAAUGUUAGGAAGUUAGAGAGAAGUUUUAAGCAAGGUGCGAAGGGGUUUAAGAAAAGAACAAACGGUAAUGUUUGUGCUGGCUGGAUGCAGAAGAGAUUGCAUGACAGAAGAGUUAGUAGUGCGAUGUCAAAGGAAGUGGUAGUGGCAGAAUGGUAAACAGCUAUUGUUCAGAAACAAGCGUAAAAAUAAAAUCUGAAGCAGACCAAGUGAAAUUAUAAAUUCAUUAUAGAGUCUGGAAGGCUGUAAUGUCAGUCAGCAAAGGACAAAAGGGUAACUAGGGAGAGAAUAGGGCCCCUAAAAGAUCAGCAAGGGCACUUAUGUGUGGAACUGCAGGAGAUGGGGAGAGAGGAGAUAUUAAACGAGUAUUUUGCAUCUGUUUACUGUUGGAGAAGGAUAAGGAAGAUAUCGCAUGUUGGAAAAUAAAUAGUGACAUUUUGAAAAAAAAGUUCAUAUCACAGAGGA
This is a messenger RNA of Chiloscyllium plagiosum (whitespotted bambooshark), 2126 nucleotides long. NCBI's taxonomy places the organism in Eukaryota, Metazoa, Chordata, Chondrichthyes, Orectolobiformes, Hemiscylliidae. The record is from RefSeq and is a predicted model, not a curated record.